This is a messenger RNA of Danio aesculapii, 3578 nucleotides long. It is a transcript of the gene mier2, whose product is annotated as mesoderm induction early response 1, family member 2. Gene Ontology annotation, cellular component: nucleoplasm. The coding region runs from base 28 to 1248 and encodes 406 amino acids. Gene Ontology annotation, biological process: negative regulation of transcription by RNA polymerase II. Gene Ontology annotation, molecular function: histone deacetylase binding; transcription corepressor activity. The record is from RefSeq and is a predicted model, not a curated record. NCBI's taxonomy places the organism in Eukaryota, Metazoa, Chordata, Actinopteri, Cypriniformes, Danionidae. The transcript is spliced from 13 exons.
CAGAAUCGGAAUGGCGGAGCAGUGCGAAUGGGCUCCAAAGACCAACGGCACAGUCGUGUAGACAUUUUCCACCAGGGCUAUGUGGGGCCACUGGAGGCCCUUCCCCGGGCAACCACGUUCCUAGGGGAGGACACGAGCCUGGUGGCUCUGCGGAGGCAGGCGGUGAAGAUGGCAACCAAGUCCCAGGCAGGUGGUGAGAUGUCUCUUGAGCAACUGCUGGCACUUUAUGGGUACAAAAUGCCUGAUCCUGUCCUGCAACAACAGGAGCCGAAUGAGCUGGCAGCCAGUCUGCCUGAAAUCACACUGGACAAGGUUCAGAUAGGGAAAGACCUGCUCUCUGGAGGGGAGGAUGUGGACAACCAUUCUUCUGCUGAUGACCUCACACUCACCAUCAAGGCCCAUGCAUCUGACCUCUUACAAUGUCAACUAAUAGGUGAUGACAAAGACACUUCAGUUAGCUGUUCCGAAGAUGACUCAGAAAGCACCUCCAUCCCCUCCAGUGAUGGCCGCAAAGAUAUCAUGGUGGGGCCCCAGUAUCAGGCUGUAAUUCCUUCUCUGUGUACACAAAGUUUUUAUGAAAGAGGUUAUGAAAAUGAGGACCAGUUAGUGUGGACCCCAGACGUGAUGUCCAGUCUGGCCGUAGAGAAGUUUUUGCUUGAUGCCCAGAGAAAUGGGAGCGACAAUGGACCUACAAACACUUUGACCACUGGAGAUAAAGUCAAAGACAAUGAGCAGGCUCUUUAUGAACUAGUGAAAUGCAACUUCAAUGCAGAAGAGGCGCUAAGACGAUAUCGCUUUAAUGUUAAGGUAUUCAAUGAAGAGCUUUGUGGCUGGAGUGAGGAGGAGCGUCGUUACUUUGAGCAUGGUUUCCGUGCCCAUGGGAAGAACUUCAACCUCAUACAGGCCAAUAAGGUCCGCACACGCUCGGUGGGUGAGUGUGUUGAGUACUACUACAUGUGGAAGAAAUCAGAGCGGCAUGAGUAUUUCACACAGCAGGCCACCAAGCUGGGUCGAAAAAAGUGCAAUUUGCCAUCUGGGAAUAUAGAAGAUACUGAGCCAGACGGAUAUACUGGUGAUAUGGAAGUUGCCACACAGAGUUUGCCAACUAGGUCUUCCAUUCAACUCCAAACUCCAUCGCCACCUGCAGUCAUGGAGCUGAAUAAACAAGAGGAGAGCCUGAAUUGCGCAGCUCAGUUUCAGGGUCGUCCACGCCGGAAACGCACACCACGCUUCCUGUUAAAGCCCUGAGCUUGCUGCUCACUGACAGCCUAUAACUGACAGACACACAGCUUGUGAGCGAAACAUUGGGGAGAUUGACCUGUGUGCAGGUUGUUGCUCUGGCCCACAGGGGGAGCAGUUGUUCAGCCAGUUUACUCUUCCUCCAGUGCUCCAGAUGCCAGACGUGGCCUCCCUAUCCACCCAGCUUUACUUCUCUCAAAUCUCCCGAAACCACUCCGUCCCUUCAUCCCAGCCAGACUCAGGGCUCCUGGGAGCAGGGUUUCAGAAGCUUCAACUGGGGUCUUUUGCUGAAGAUCCUGCACCUUCCUGCUCAGAGUGUGUUGCUUCACCGAAGCUUCAGUUCGACUUCUCUUUACCUUUCUCACCAUCCGUCCCAGACUUUGGUGGGAUCGGUAGCCUCUUGUGUCCAUCCUCCUCCAUCUGCUCGACACAACAAUGAAGGAAAAACAUUCCAGAUCUAAGAAAAAGUGACGACCGUCGUUCACAUGGAAAAGAAAUAUGUUCACUCUUCAGGAGAUUUCAGCAACUUUGGUCAUCAUUUAAUCACUCUCAUAUUACUCCAAACUCGUUUGACUUCAUUCUGAGGUACACAAAAUAUAUUUUUAAAAAGCUGCUUUUGUGUGUAUAAUAAAAGUCAAUGGGCUCCAAAAUGCUAAAGGUUCAUUUACAUAAGGAUAGCAUAUAUUUGGCAGCAUAGGGAUUACUUUUAUGCUACCUUUAUGUAAUUUUUAUGCCAUGAAAAUUUUAGAACACAUUGUGGACCCCAUUGAAUUUAAUUAUAAAAGAAACUUUUGGACCCCAUUGACUUUUAUUAUAAAUAUAAGUGUUUGCACUCUAUUAACAUUCAGAAAUUCAUACUGGUUUGGAAUGAAAUGGUAAAUACUUUAAGUUUUCGUGUUGGCUAUCUUUUCAAUCAAAGAAUGUCAUCAGCAUUUCCUCAUGACGUCUAAUCCAUGUUGUCUUCAACAACGAAACUAAAGGAAUGGGACAACUGUUGUUUCAUCUGCACUUGUUGCUCUUCAGGAUGCUUCAGUAAAACCUGAAUUUAAUGAGAUGUUUUGACCAAACACAAACCAUAUUUUUUCCGUACAAUAAAAGUCAUCGGAGUCCAAAAUGCUAGCAUACCUUUUCCAACAUAUGAACUACUUUUAUGCUACCUUUCUGGCAUUUAAAAGUUUUGAAUCCUAUUGCCUUUUUUUAAAAGAAACUUUUGGAUAUCAUUGACUUCCAUUUUUCAAAUAAACUUUUGGACCCUGUUGAUUUUUAGUAUAAAAAGACACUUUUGGACCCCGUCAGUUUUCAGGUUUGGAAUGAAAUAAUUCUGCUUUUUUUGAUUUACGUUUCUUUGUUCCUUAAAUCUUUUAAAUGUUUCAAAUGUUUUUCCGCAUUCAAAACUGAUUGUUUUCAACUAAACUAAGAAACGUGACAACUGCUGCUCACCUGGAAAUUGCAAAAAAAGCCUGAGAUAGUUUGACCAAAAAAACAUUAAAUCACCCCUGUGUUGUUUCAAACCUGUUAAGCAUUUGUAGAUUUUGUCCAUUCAAUGGAAGUAAAUAGGGUCCAAAACUUUAAAGCUCUGACUAUUAGAAAAAGAUAGCAUAAAAGUAAUCCAUGCAUUACCAAAAGUGUACUACCAUACUAAAUAUUAGAGCUUUGGACCCCACUGAAGUGCAAUGUAAAAGAAGAACUUUUGGGCCCAUUGACUUUAAUAGUAAUGGCAUAUAUUUAGCAGCAUAUGGAUUACUUUUAUGCUACCUUUAUGCUUCUGAAACCUUUUUUAGAGAAACUUUUGGACAUCAUUAACUUUCAUUUUUUAAAAAUAAACUUUUGGACCCUGUUGAUUUCCAGGUUUGGAAUGAAAUAAGAAUAAAUUACACUUUUUUGAUUUACGUUUCUUCGUCCCUUAAAUCUUUUGAAUGUUUCAAAUGUUUUUCCGCAUUCAAAACUGGUUGUUUUCAACUAAACUAAGAAAACGUUUCAACUGCUGCUCACCUGGAAAUAGCAGAAAAGCCUGAGAAAUAGUUUAGCCAAAUAAGAUAGCUUGACCAUUAAAUCACCCUUGUGUUGUUUCAAACCUGUUGAGUAUAAGCAGAUUCUUGUCCAUUCAAUGGAAGUAAAUAGGGUCCAAAACGUUUAAGCUCUAACAAUUAAAAAAAGAUAGCAUAAAAAUAAUCAACGCUCUACCAAAAGUGUACUACCACACUAAAUAUUAGAGCUUUGGACCACACUGAAGUGCAAUGUAAAAGAAAAACCUUUGGGCCCAUUGACUUUAAUAGUAAUGGCAUAUAUUUAGCAGCAUAUGGAUUACUUUUAUGCUACCUUUAUGUUUCUGAAACCUU